GUUGAAAAGACUCACUCAUAUGAUAAUUCUUAUCAGACAAGGCGACGUUGUCAGUGUGUGAAACGGCCAAUUGAUCGCUCUUCUCUCCAAGGCAGCACCGUGGUGACAGGACUACAACACAUGUGAAGACGAGUUGCAUUCUACAAGACGUCACCUCCUUCGGCCGUGUGCGUGCCUUGGGGUGUGAGAAACGCUGAGCUGAGCCGACACACACGCCCACGAUUCUUUCUCAUCCUUUUCUUCUUCUUCCUUUCUUUCUCCCAUCGUCAUGGAGUCGACACUGAGCAUGGCUUCAUGCUCCUCGCCGUGUAGCCUACGGGCUAGCGACGAGACCGAGGAGGCACAGAGUUCCAGUACCGAGCCCAGGCCGGAGAUCAGAAGGAGACGACACUCCAAUUUCGCUCCCCAGAGGAGGAAAUCUGUAGUGGCAUCUUUUAUGGAGGGGGAAGAGGCAGUCAUGCUGAAGGUUGACCUCUUCCUCUGUGAGCUCGAGCGCCGCCUCGACCUCCUCGAGAGUUACUCCGACCUCCACUUCGACACCACCCUCGCCCGCGCCUACAACACCCUCCAGACGGUCCGAUCACGGUGCUCACAGGUCUCCGAAGAGGUCCUGGGUGAGGGCCGCCGGCGCUUCCAUGUCAUGGUCGAGACCCUCGAGACGCGCUACCACGACGCUCUGGCGGCUGCCGACUCGACCGUUGACAAGGCCCGCGUGUCCAUCGAGCUGCUGGACGGCAUGCUCUCCGACUUUGAGGCCCGCGCCGCCAAGUUCCGCGAGCGCUCUCUGGCGGGCAUGGCCGACGCCGCCGAGAUCGUGCGCGCCGAGGGCAGGCAGGUCAUCUCGUCGGCGCGAGAGGUCAUGGAGGAGGGCAUCCGCGGGGCGAAGCACGCCGCCGAGGGUCUCGAGGAGACGAUCCAACGCGCCGUCCAGCGGGCGCGCGAGCACGGCCUCAUUCGCUACGAGGACCUGCCUGUGCCCUGGCGUAUCAACCCGCACAUCCUCCGGGGGUAUCGCUUCCGGGAGUCGUACACAGGGUGCAUCCGAUCUGCCUUUGCCGUGUCCAACGAGCUGGUCAACAUCUGGUCGCACGCGCUGGGGCUUGUCCUCAUCCUGGCCGUCGCCUUCUACUUUUACCCAACUUCCAUCAACUUCCACCUCUCCACCGGCGCCGACGUCCUCAUCGCCGCCAUGUUCUUCUUCGCCGCCUGCCAGUGCCUGGUCUGCAGCACCAUCUGGCACACCAUGAACGCCAUCACCGACGUCCACCUCAUCUCCACCUUCGCCUGCGUCGACUACACGGGCAUCUCCCUUCUCAUUGCCGCCUCCAUCAUGACCACUGAGUACACCGCCUUCUACUGCGAGCCCGCCAGCCGCUGGACCUACAUGACGGCCACCGCCAUCCUGGGCAUCGCCGGCGUCAUCUUGCCUUGGAACCCCACCUUCAACCGCGCCGACAUGGCCUGGGCCCGUGUGGCCUUCUUCAUCGGGCUUGGUGCCACAGGCUUCCUCCCCAUCCUGCAGCUGAGCUUCACCCGCGGCUCCCAGUUCGUCUGGGACUUCUACUCGCCAAUCGCCAAGUCGCUGUUCGUCUACAUCGCCGGCGCCUUUGUCUACGCCUCCAAGAUCCCCGAGAGGUGGUGCCCAGGCAUGUUCGACUACUUUGGCGGUAGCCACAACCUGUGGCACAUCGCCGUGCUCGGCGGCAUUCUCUUCCACUACACCGCCAUGCAGGAGUUCUUCUCCUUGGCCUUUCUGCGGGCUGAGGGAGGAUGUCCUGCAUACUGA
Messenger RNA from Cryphonectria parasitica EP155, 1786 nucleotides. RefSeq lists its product as uncharacterized. NCBI's taxonomy places the organism in Eukaryota, Fungi, Ascomycota, Sordariomycetes, Diaporthales, Cryphonectriaceae. The coding region runs from base 269 to 1786 and encodes 505 amino acids. Gene Ontology annotation, cellular component: membrane. The record is from RefSeq and is a predicted model, not a curated record. The transcript has 2 exons. Gene Ontology annotation, molecular function: signaling receptor activity.